Messenger RNA from Mytilinidion resinicola, 1056 nucleotides. RefSeq lists its product as uncharacterized. The record is from RefSeq and is a predicted model, not a curated record. Gene Ontology annotation, biological process: RNA processing. Lineage: Eukaryota; Fungi; Ascomycota; Dothideomycetes; Mytilinidiales; Mytilinidiaceae. Bases 1 to 1056 code for a protein of 351 amino acids. The transcript has a single exon.
AUGGCCAAAGAAAAAUCAGUCAACCCCGCUCAGGCCGCCCACAAAGCGGAAAAGGCAAAGGCGCUCAAGAAAGGAAAGGCCCAGGUCCAAGCCCAGCGUCAAGAACGGCUCGCAAAACGCAACCCGGAGCGCCUGCAGCGCGAAAUUGAGGACCUCAAGGCUCGGGGGGAGAGCGGAGACCUACGACCACAUGAUCGACAGAGACUAGGGCAAUUGGAGAAGGAGGCUGCAGCAGUCAAAAAGGCGCGUGAGGCAUUAGGGGACAAGGCGCCGCGUUUCGGGAGUGGUGAAGAGAGGAGAGACGGAAACGAUCAAAGAGGUGGUAGAGGCGGGGCAAGAGGUGGAGCGAGGGGAGGUGGUGUGCUAGGCAAGCGGAGGAGGGACGGCGAGCGGAGUGGCAGGGAGUCGAGCAGCGACACAGACGAAGACGCUCGACACAUACCCAUGCCGAGGGACACUCCUCCACCUCUCCCACGCCGUCACGUCUCUCGUCCGGACAACAACGCAAAUGAUACACCUCUUGGAGAUCCCCGCCUACCACAUGUACUCCCACCGAAGCCAGUCGCGAAGAUAGUGUACGAAUCCGCACCACAAUUACGGGACCUUAGGAAGGAAGCGACGAGCAAAUUUGUUCCAACGGCUGUUCAGAGCAAACUCAAGCUGGCAAAGGGUGGUGUUCAAGGACGGCUUCUUGAGCCAGAAGAGCUGGAAAAGCUAGAAAAGGAGGGAUAUGCAGCUGCCGGAAAGGCGGCGGAGGCAGGAGCACAAGAAGCAGAGCAUAGGCUGGCAAACCGAGCAGUGGGGAAAGCCGAUAUGGAUUUGGAUGCUAUUGAGGCCGAGUUUGAGAGAGAGCUGAGAGAUAUUGAGAUGGAGGAUGCCCGGACCGUGGAUCGAGAUGCAGAGGGAGCGGCUGAGGCAGCAGUACAAGAGGCAGAGCACCUGAUGAUAGCUGCAGAAGCAGAGGGGAAGAUACGGGACUCGAAAAGCGAAGGGCAUGUAGCUGAGAGACAGCUCCGACAUGUGGAGAUUGAAGAGGUUGAGGAUGAAGACUUGUAA